This is a messenger RNA of Bursaphelenchus okinawaensis, 696 nucleotides long. Lineage: Eukaryota; Metazoa; Nematoda; Chromadorea; Rhabditida; Aphelenchoididae. The record is from the annotation of a GenBank genome assembly.
AUGCAACUUACUUAUCCCAACCAUUCUUUCCAAAGACAGCUCAUUCCUUGCGCCCUCCAUCCAUUCCGACCAGUCGAUUCUUCUUUCGUUCUCCACCAACCGGUCGAUCUCACGUUCCCGAUGGAUGCUCAACGGUCUAGCUGGCUUGGCUCUAGUCAAGUUGAUACGAUCUCGUACUCAUCGUACUGUAAUGGUGAUAGAACCUCGUACUCUCCGUACUGUGAAGUGGGUAAGAAGUAUUACUCUUCCUACUGUCGUCCUUCUACCCUGUUCAUGCAACAAGGUCAGGAAGGCUUGAAGAUAUGCGGUAGUCAAGGUGAGAUAGAUAACAUUGGUCAGUUCAUACCCAAAGAUACAGAUUUAUGAAAGUAGGAGAAGUGGACACUACCAGAGGACGUGGCCUAUACCGUAGGGUAUAUCAAAAACAAUAUUGUGCCAGUCGUCCCACGUCAACUGCAAGAUAACGCACUUGGUCAAGGUCGUGAUCUUACGAAGUUGGAAAAGAGAUGUGGUAGUCAAGGUGAGAUGGAUAACAUUGGUCAGUUCAUACCCAAAGAUACACCUAAAGUAAUCUUUGCUUCUGGUUCGACCGGUCGACUUUGCCUUUUUGAUGAGAUGUUCUCGACUUAUCAGGGACUCAAGUCUUGGUGCAGAGCCUCAACCAAGCAUGAGAUGGAUAACAUUGAUCAGUUUUGA